This is a messenger RNA of Syngnathus acus (greater pipefish), 2031 nucleotides long. Its product is annotated as prostaglandin E2 receptor EP4 subtype-like. Gene Ontology annotation, molecular function: prostaglandin E receptor activity. Gene Ontology annotation, biological process: cellular response to prostaglandin E stimulus; adenylate cyclase-activating G protein-coupled receptor signaling pathway; negative regulation of inflammatory response. Gene Ontology annotation, cellular component: plasma membrane. Lineage: Eukaryota; Metazoa; Chordata; Actinopteri; Syngnathiformes; Syngnathidae. Bases 126 to 1283 code for a protein of 385 amino acids. The record is from RefSeq and is a predicted model, not a curated record. The transcript is spliced from 2 exons.
CUGGCAAAGUUUGUGUCGUCCCACUCGCAAGACGCAGCAACAUGUCCAUUAACUGGAACCAUUUAAAGAACACGGCCACCACUGCUUUGUCCAAAUUUUGAGCCCAGAAAAAAAAAAAAAAAAUCAUGAUGCUCUCAAACGCAAGCUUCUUGUUGCAUACGAUGACGAGGAGUCCCGACUUGACGCACGCUUCAAUCUCCAGAAAUGAGACAUUGCUGGUUCACGCCUGGAAAGAAAGAGUGGCUUUACCGAUACUAAUGUUCGCCGGGGGCGCUCUUGGGAAUAUAAUCGCUAUCGUCGUUCUCUCCAUGUCCAGACAGGAGAGCAAAAGUUCCGCUUUCUAUACCUUGGUUUGCGGUUUGGCUGUGACCGACCUGCUGGGUACAUGUUUGGCCAGCCCGCUGACCAUCGCCAACUACCUGGACCGACAGGUGCUCCGGGGCGGGCCCUUGUGUGACUUCCACUCCUUUUUGCUGCUCUUUUUUGGUUUAACUGGCUUGAGCAUCAUUUGCGCCAUGGCUGCGGAGCGCUACUUGGCCAUUUGCUGCCCCUACUUGUACCAGCGUUGGGGAGUGGACCGCCGCUUUGCGCAAACCUCCCUGAUGUCCAUGUACGCAAUCAACGUGCUCUUCUGCAGCCUUCCGAUGAUGGGCGUGGUGAGGAGUAGGUUGCAACCCUCCCAAACGUGGUGCUUCAUCGACCUGAGGACCCCGGAGCCCGUGGCGGCGGUUUACUCGGUUCUGUACGGCGCGGUGAGCGUGCUGCUCAUCGUGGGCACCGCCGCGCUCAACGUGGCCGUGUGCGGCUCGUUGCUGCUCAUGCGUCGGAGGAGCGCGCGGAGGAGGACCAGGAGCGGCAGGAGCAGCGUGCGCGACAGGUGGAAGGCGCUCUCCUCCGCCGCGGAGAUCCAGAUCAUGACCAUGCUGGUGAUGACGUCGCUCGUGGUGGUGGCGUGUUCGGCUCCACUUGUGGUCCGUGUAUUCGCCAACCGCGUCAUGCUGAAAGAUAAUUCUGAAGCCGACCUGGCCGCUAUCCGGAUCGCAUCCGUUAACCCCAUCCUUGACCCUUGGAUCUACAUCCUCCUCAGGAGGUCUCUGUUUCGCCGAAUACUCAGUCUAUCCCGACGAUGUCGGACUCGCAGCCGUGGCACCCUGCCCGUGCAACGGCAUCGAUUUUUUUCUGAACACACCAAGGGCUGCCAUGCGUUCAGUGAGAUGAUGGACACUUCGCUUCCUGAUGCCCCUCAAUGUCUCAUUACCACACAUGCAUGCCGUGCUUCUUAAAUUUGAAGACUGAAGGUGCACGGACACAUUUGCAACUUGGCACUUUUGGAAAGGGUCACGAAGCUUCAUUAAAAUGAUGGCGUCCAUUUUCUUUUACUCUCGGAGUCAGAACGGACCUGCUGUUCCAGCUGACUUUGUGCGAGGUGGAAGGGUAUGUGUUGGACCUGUCAAUCACAGAACUGACACGUAUUUGCCACAUUCUAUACAGACUCUUCUGUGUACCUGGCAUCCGAGUUUUGGACUGGAGAAGGAAGCUGGAGUACACAGAAAAGCCACGCAAGCAAAGGGAGAAAAUAUGCACUCACACAAAACACGACUACUGUACUUGACUUUAAAGAUGCUAUGAUGACAUACACGCUACAGUAUUGUGUAAAAAAAAAAAAGAAAGUAGGGUUGAAUAUUUAUUUGUGCCAUUCACUGUCACACAUUUUGUGUUUUUUCUUUAUAUUGCGUCACUCAUCAAGUUGGCUGUCCAAGGAUUUGCCCUUGAUUCAUCCUGAUGAAAUGCUGAUGUUAAAUUCUAAUUUGAGCUGAUACAGCAUUAACAUUCUGUAACGCCAACAUCUGUUAGAUCAUUACUUAAUCUAAGACAUCUGCAGUUUCACCUUCUACUGUAUGUAAUUGAAACCACAUUAAAAUAAGAUGAUUCUCAGAUCAGGAAGUUGAACAAAAAAAGAGGGCUUCUGGUCCAUGGACAUCCUUGAAUAAGCUCAAUUGUUUAUUGAAAUUAAAUAUUUCCAGUGUGUCA